UCCCUCCAACGCCACUUCCCCUCAGUCCCUCUUGCUCUACACAUACACACCACGAACACCCUCUGGGAGCUUGUCUAUCAAAGGAGUCUCCCCACUGCUUGAUGUUUGGAGCCUUUAGGUUUGCCCGAGACCAGAGAGCUUCCUCUUGAGAGUGUCCUGAAUGGAGGCUGUCGCCAAAUACGAGUUCACUGGGGCUGGAGAGGAUGAGUUGAGCUUCAGGAAGGACGACAUCCUUAAGGUGCUGAGCACUGAGGACGACUGGUACAAAGCUGAGAUCCAUGGACAAGAGGGAUUUGUGCCGAAGAACUACAUUGAAAUCAACUUCCCCAGCUGGUACCACGCUGGGAUCGCACGGAAUGAAGCGGAGUGCAUUCUUUUGGAGCAAGAUGUCGGAGCGUUUCUCAUCAGGGCCAGUCAGAGUGCCAAGAACGAGUUCUCCAUCUCGGUCAGGCACCAGGACGACGUCCAACAUUUUAAGGUCCUGCGGGAUGGCAAGGGUCACUACUUUCUGUGGUCGGAGAAGUUUGAGUCCCUGAAUAAACUGGUGGAAUAUUACAAAGUCAGCUCCAUCUCCAAGACCACGCAGAUCUACCUGAGGGACGAGAAGAAGGAAACAAAGGGAGGCCACAUCCCCCUUGAACCACGGACGGCGGGCGCUCGGAUGCAGGACUACCGAAACCCUGAACCCCAAAUGCCGGAUCCACGGAUGCCGGGCUCCCGAAUGUUAGCCCCCCGAAUGAUGGAUUCUGGAAUUCCCGAUUCCCGAAAGCUGGAUUCCCGAAUGCUGGAUUACCGAAUGCCGGAUCCCCGAAUGCCCGAUCCCCGAAUCCCGGAACCCCGAAUGCUGGUUCCCCGGAUGAUGGAUUUGGGAAUGCCGGAUUUGGGAAUGCCGGAUCCCCGCAUGGCGAGCCUGAGAAUGCCGGACCCUCGGCCGGAUUCCCGGAUUCUAAACCCUCGCCUGGCGGAUUCCCGGACGCCGGUCCCUCGGAUUCUGGAAUCCCGGGCUUCCGAUUGCCGGAUGCCGAACCCUCGGAUGCUGGAAUCCCGGGCUCCGGAUUGCCGGUUGCCAGAGCCGCGGAUGCCGGCCUCGCUGGGUCUCGGCGGCCAUUCCAAUGAGGCCUCCGUCCGGAGAGGAGGCAUGCCACAGCCGUCCUUCGGUGAGGUUUCGCCUCGGUUCCGGCAGUCCUGUAGCCCGCAGCCGCCUUUCCAGGAGGGUCCACCGGUGGCCAGGAAGGUCAAUGACUGCCCACCCAUGCAGAAGGCCAGGCGUGUCCGCGCCAUGUUCGAUUUCGCAGCCGAGGCUGACGACGAGCUGGAGUUCAAGAGUGGCGAGAUUAUCGAGGUCCUGGACACCACGGACCCCUCGUGGUGGAAGGGCAGCCUGCGGGGGCGGCUCGGCCUCUUCCCCAGUAACUAUGUGUCGUCCAUCAACCGGUGACAUCCCGCCUGCCUCUGUCCGGAGCGUCGGCCUUUCCUCUCCCUUCCCGCAAAACAGCGGCCAAUAAACUAUUUGCCUUCUCGUGAACUUUCUAAAUCGUUGUGGUGUGUGAUGUCCCUGGAUCAUAGAACCGAUUUAGUUCAUUGUCACGUGUACCGAGUUAAGUCAAGUCAAGUCAAGUUUAUUUGUCACAUACACAUACGAGAUGUGCAGUGAAAUGAAAGUGGCAAUGCUCGCGGACUUUUGUGCAAAAGACAAACAACAAAACAACCAAACAAAUUAUAAACACAAUCAUAACACACAUAUUCUUUUACAUAAUAAAUAAUAGAAGGAAAACCGUUCUGUAGAGUUAGUCCCUGGUGAGAUAGGCGUUUACAGUCCGAAUUGCCUCUGGGAAGAAACUCCUUCUCAACCUCUCCGUUCUCACUGCAUGGCAACGGAGACGUUUGCCUGACCGUAGCAGCUGGAACAGUCCGUUGCAGGGGUGGAAGGGGUCUCUCAUGAUUUUGUUUGCUCUGGAGUUGCACCUCCUGUUGUAUAGUUCCUGCAGGGGGGUGAAUGAAGUUCCCAUAGUGCGUUCGGCCGAACGCACUACUCUCUGCAGAGCCUUCUUGUCCUUGGCAGAGCAAUUCCCAAACCAGAUGUUAGUCAUAAGGGAUAGGGGUAGAAUUAGGCCAUUUGGCCCAUCACGUCUAUUCAACCAUGGCUGAUCUAUCGCCCCCUCCUAACCCCAUUCUCCUCAUCCGUACUAAUCAAGAAUCCAUCCACUCCUGCCUUAAAUAUAUCCACCGACUUGGCCUCCACGGCCUUCAGUUGCAAAGAACUCCAUUGAUUCACCACCACCCUCUGACUUUUGUUGCGUGCUAUCCAGUCAGCGGAAAGACAAUACAUGAUUACAAUCGGGCCGUUUACAGUGUUUAGAUACGUGAGCAGGGAAUAACGUUUAGUGCAAGGUGAAGCCGGCAAAGUCCGAUCAAGGAUAGUCCGGACGAAUAGACAGAACCAGUUCCCAUUGAGAAUUCCCUUGCUUAACUGAUCUUUAUUUGAACCUGGGAAUCCUGACCAGUCACUCAGUCCCACCAAGCUUGGAGGUUAGUACGUUCAUAAGAUAUAGGAGCAGGAUUAGGCCAUUCGACCCAUCGAGUCUACUCCGUCAUUCAAUCAUGGCUGAUCUAUCUUUCCCUCCCAUUCUCCUGUCUUCCCCCCCAAUAACACUUGACACCCUCAUCAUCUGCAAAUUUGCUAAUGUUACUUUGAAUCCCUUCAUCCAAAUCAUCUAUGUAUAUAGUAAAUAGCUGCAGUCCCAGCACCGAGCCUUGCGGUACCCCACUAGUCACUGCCUGCCAUUCUGAAAGGGACCCGUUAAUCCCUACUCUUUGUUUCCUGUCUACCAACCAAUUUUCUAUCCAUGUCAGCACUCUACCCCCAAUACCAUGUGCUCUAAUUUUGCCCACUAAUCUCCUAUGUGGGACCUUAUCAAAUGCUUUCUGAAAGUCCAGGUACACUACAUCCACUACUACUGGCUCUCCCUUGUCCAUUUUCCUAGUUACAUCCUCAAACAUUUCCAGCAGAUUAGUCAAGCGUGAUUUCCCCUUCGUAAAUCCAUGCUGACUCGGACCAAUCCUGUUACUGCUAUCCAAAUGUGCGGCUAUUUCAUCUUUUAUAAUUGACUCCAGCAUCUUCCCCACCACCGAUGUCAGGCUAACUGGUCUAUAAUUCCCUGUUUUCUCUCUCCCGCCUAUCUUAAAAAGUGGGAUAACAUUAGCUAUCCUCCAAUCCACAGGAACUGAUCCUGAGCCCAUAGAACAUUGGAAAAUUAUCACCAAUGCAUCCACAAUUUCUAGAGCCACAUCCUUAAGUAUCCUGCUCGUUUCCAUGAUGUAUCUCUAAAUUAAACCAAGUUUGUCACUCAAUGGCCUUUCCACAAUAAACUUCCAUGAAGCCAAGUUGAGCCAAGUUGAGUUUAUUGCCAUGUGGGCAAGUACGUUGAGGCCCUGGUACAAUGGAGAGACAUUUGCACCAUUAUAUAAGGCCUU
Leucoraja erinaceus (little skate) is the source of this 3474-nucleotide messenger RNA. RefSeq names its product GRB2-related adaptor protein 2-like. NCBI's taxonomy places the organism in Eukaryota, Metazoa, Chordata, Chondrichthyes, Rajiformes, Rajidae. The transcript is spliced from 6 exons. Bases 161 to 1438 code for a protein of 425 amino acids. The record is from RefSeq and is a predicted model, not a curated record. Gene Ontology annotation, molecular function: protein binding.